Molecule: messenger RNA, 800 nt
Organism: Benincasa hispida (wax gourd)
Lineage: Eukaryota; Viridiplantae; Streptophyta; Magnoliopsida; Cucurbitales; Cucurbitaceae
Product: protein VASCULATURE COMPLEXITY AND CONNECTIVITY-like
Source: RefSeq, a predicted model, not a curated record
CCAUGAAAAGAAUCCAAGAUGAAAACAACACCAAAGUUAAAGCUUUGUAGUGUCUGUGUAAAGAAGCUUUUUAGCUAAAAAAAAUAUAAUGAACCACUCUGCUUUUUAAAGCCCAUAAAUAGUUCAUUUUGCCCUCUCACCACCCUUUCCUUCCACAGCCUUUGCUUUGCUUUUCCCUCUCAUAAUAACAAAAUAUAUAUCAUGAGGCUGGUUGGCGUGUUGAUCUGUUUGUUGGUGGUAGCCAUGGAUAUUGUCGCCGGCUUGCUUGGGAUUGAAGCUGAUAUUGCACAAAAUAAGGUGAAACAUCUACGACUAUGGAUAUUUGAGUGUAGAGACCCAAGUGAACAAGCUUUCAAAUUGGGAUUAGGAGCAGCAGGGCUUUUGGGAUUAGCCCAUAUCAUUGCUAAUUUACUUGGUGGUUGCAAUUGCAUUUGUUCUCAAGAAGAGCUUGAAAAAUCUCCUCCAAAUAAGCAACUCUCCAUUGCUUGCCUCAUUUUCACAUGGAUAAUUCUUGCAGUGGGAAUGUCUAUGUUGGUGAUUGGGGCAUUAGGGAACAACAAAUCAAGAGCAACUUGUGGAUUCACACACCAUCAUUUUCUGUCAAUUGGAGGGAUUUUGUGUUUUGUUCAUGGCUUGUUUUGUGUUGCUUAUUAUGUUACUGCCACUGCUUCUGAGUAAUUAUGGGAAAAUGGAAAUUCCUUUUCUUUUUCUUUUUAAAUUUUCUUAAUUAAAGGUGAUUAUGAUGUCAUAUACAUUGACCCAUUUCCUUUCUCCUCUUAUGUGACCAAAUCAGACAAAAA